CGCUGGAUCCCAGCAAAGCAGAAAUGCUUCAACAAUUAUGCAACUCCCUCCAGAAACCCGCAUGAUCGUGUACAAGCAUUGCCUUGUCGCUCCCCGACCCGUUGAUUUUUGGCCGUUUGUUCCGAAGGAUCCGCCAAGCAAUCUAACGCGGAAGGAUAUGCUCAAGGCAAACUUGAAGGCUUUCCACGUGAAUCUCUUUCGGGUUUCCAAGCAAGUUCAUCUUGAGGCUGUUAGAAUUGUGUAUGGCUGCAACAAGUUCAGGUUCUCUGAUGUGGGUUGCUGGUCUGUCCUGCAGGGGUUUCUCCUGAAUCUGUCCCAGAACCAGAGUUGCCAAUAUCUCACGAAUAUCGAGGUUGCUUGCCCAAAAUGGUGGCACGUCCUCCAUAGCAAAACUCAACUCAGGUCUUGGGGAAUCGGCGGGCCGGAUCUAGCGCUCACGAUGAGGCUUCUUCUCCAACAACUGCGGUUCGGUCCAGAGAGCGUUAGGCCUUCAACAUGCGUAUGA
Messenger RNA from Periconia digitata, 505 nucleotides. NCBI's taxonomy places the organism in Eukaryota, Fungi, Ascomycota, Dothideomycetes, Pleosporales, Periconiaceae. The record is from the annotation of a GenBank genome assembly.